ACAUGGCUCAGCGUGUGACCUCUGAGGUUCUUGUGCACAUGUCUAUAGUGCUGCUGGGUUUGUUGACUCCAUUUAGCUGGAGCACUGAUGGUCUGGGCCCAGGCUGCCACCUCUACCCCAUUCAUUUGACUGUCAGAAGUGACUGGAGCGGGACAUGUCGAGGAGCCCGUGUGGUGUACGCCUGUGUGGGUUACUGUGACUCUAGCGCAUUUCCCUCUCGUUACUCUGUCCUGCUGGCAUCUAAUUUCACCCAUAACAUCACCUCUGUUUCGCGUUGCUGCACCAUCGAGAAAGCCACCAAGGUCAAAGUUCAUGUGGAAUGCCCUGAAGGCCGUCACCAUGACAACAUUGAGAUCCAAACCGCGCAGGCCUGUCGUUGUCAUAUGUGCCAUAAGGCUCGUUACUAAGCCACCAUAGUAACAAGAGUUUAGCUUGUGUUACAUCGGUAUAUACACUACUCAGAGAGAGAGAGAGAGAGAGAGAGAGAGAGAGAGAGAGAGAGAGAGAGAGAGAGAGAGA
Tachysurus fulvidraco (yellow catfish) is the source of this 519-nucleotide messenger RNA. It is a transcript of the gene gpha2, whose product is annotated as glycoprotein hormone subunit alpha 2. Bases 3 to 407 code for a protein of 134 amino acids. Gene Ontology annotation, biological process: cell surface receptor signaling pathway. The transcript is spliced from 3 exons. Gene Ontology annotation, molecular function: hormone activity; hormone receptor binding. The record is from RefSeq and is a predicted model, not a curated record. Gene Ontology annotation, cellular component: extracellular region. NCBI's taxonomy places the organism in Eukaryota, Metazoa, Chordata, Actinopteri, Siluriformes, Bagridae.